Molecule: messenger RNA, 615 nt
Organism: Ornithorhynchus anatinus (platypus)
Lineage: Eukaryota; Metazoa; Chordata; Mammalia; Monotremata; Ornithorhynchidae
Product: keratin-associated protein 4-4-like
Exons: 1
Coding region: 1-615 (204 amino acids)
Cellular component (GO): keratin filament
Source: RefSeq, a predicted model, not a curated record
AUGGUCAACUCCUGCUGUGGAUCCGUCUGCUCCAACCUGAGCUGUGGAAGGGGCUGCUGCCAAGAGACCUGCUGUGAGCCCAGCUGCUGCAGUAGUCCUUGCUGCCCCCCGACCUGCUGCCAGACCACUUGCUGCAGAACAACCUGCUGCCGCCCCACCUGCUGCAGGCCCACUUGCUGCCAGUCGGUCUGCUGCCGGCCUUCUUGCUGCCGCCCAGCCUGCUGUGUGUCCAGCUGCUGCAGACCCUGCUGCCCCCGACCUUGCUGCGUGUCCACCUGCUGUAGACCCUGCUGUCCCCAACCAUGCUGUGUGUCCAGCUGCUGCAGACCCUGCUGCCCCCAACCUUGCUGCGUGUCCAGCUGCUGCAGGCCCUGCUGCCCCCGGCCCUGCUGCCCCCGGCCCUGCUGCCCCCGGCCCUGCUGUUUGACUAGCUGCUGCCAGCCUUGCUGCCGCCCAGCUUGCUGCCAAACCACUUGCUGCAGAACCACCUGCUGCCGCCCAACCUGCUGUGUGCCCACCUGCUGUCAGCCUUGCUGCCCCCCAGCUUGCUGUCAAACCACUUGCUGCAGAACCACCUGCUGCCGCCCUACUUGCUGUACAUCAUCUUGCUGCUGA